Messenger RNA from Balaenoptera ricei (Rice's whale), 642 nucleotides. It is a transcript of the gene PRG2, whose product is annotated as proteoglycan 2, pro eosinophil major basic protein. The record is from RefSeq and is a predicted model, not a curated record. Gene Ontology annotation, biological process: immune response. Lineage: Eukaryota; Metazoa; Chordata; Mammalia; Artiodactyla; Balaenopteridae.
AUGAAACUCCCCCUACUUCUGGCUCUUCUACUUGGGACAGUUUCAGCUUUUCAUCUGAGAACUGAAAUGUCCAACAUCGAGAGCCCCUUGUGGGAUGACACCCUGCCUCAGGUUGGGGAGGUGCCAGAAAGUGAGGCAAAGGAGGUCCCUGUGGAGGAGUAGAUGCUGCUAGAGGAAGAGGGAUGGGGCUCUGGAAGUGAAGAUGCCCGCAGGGAAGAGGGGGCUGUUGAGUCCAUCUCAGCCUUGGAUGAUGUAGACAGGGACCUUCAGUGUCCUAAGGAUGAGCACACAGUAAAACUGGAGGGCAUCCCUGGAUGCAAGACCUGCCGUUUCCUCCUGUUAACUUGCCAGAGGUGCUACUGGGGAAGACUCAUCUCCAUCCACAACUGCAGCCUUAAUUACCAGAUCCAGUGCUUAGUCAAACAGAUCAACCAGGGCCAAGUCUGGAUCGGAGGCCAGGUCACCGGCUGGGGUCGCUGCACACGCUCUCGCUGGCUUGACGGCACUCCCUGGAAUUUUGCAUACUGGGCUACUGGCCAGCCCCGGGGCAGUGCUGCUAGAUGUGUGACCCCAUGCACCAGAGGAGGCCAGUGGCGUCGAGCUCACUGUGGCGUGGGUCUCCCGUUCAUCUGUUCCUACUGA